AAAGCGUUCAGUUUUCCCGUGGUCGUCGGUCGUCUAGUAUCGUUUUGCGAAAAACCAAAAUCGAAACUAAUUUCCUCAAUCUAACACCUGGAAUUUUUUGUUCAACCGAUUGUAUUAGUCAUCAAUUAGUGAAGAAAAAGUGCGUAUUUCGUGGGUUUUUAUAGAAGAUCACGGAGAUAAAGUAUCUCAAACUAAGGCUCCAGUGAAGCCUUGCCAUGAGAGCCGCGAUUCGGGUCUCAUGCUUGAUUGGGAAUCCGAAAAUUAACCAAACCGUUGUGAUCCUGCUGCUGGUGGGGUUGCUUUCUGGCGCUGAAGGAUUUGCGAAAGUAUAUCGGAACAACGAAAUAUGUGGAGUGUACAACGGUCAUCGUGUUUAUCUCGAGCUGGGAGAUCGUGGGCUGUUGCAGGCCACCAAUGUGACUGUGUCCAAACAAACCAAUCAGACGGCGCCCUCCGUCUGCACCCUGGAGCUGGUAACCUGCCCAUCAUGUAACUUCAAAAUCUCAUUAAGCUACUCGAAUUUUCCCACAAAGUGCUCGCACCACAAUGAGAUGCCCUGCCGGUGCGAUUAUUUGGAAUUUUCCGAGCCCCCGUUCGAUCUGGAACAGUCUGGAAGGCGGAACUGCGGUCAGGAUGUGGUCUACCAAACGCAAACCCGCUCGGUGAUGAUAAGGUUUCUGCACUGGAACAAUCAUUCGCAUGCCUUCACCCUGGAAUAUGUGGCUGAAAGAAACCGAGAAACCUUGCAGGGAGAUCCCGGCGAGGUGCAAAAUCUCACGGGAGCGAACGUCAAAUCCAUCAUGACGCCAUACUUCCCAUCGUACUACCCGCGGGACUUCGGCAAGGAGUACUUGCUAAGCUGUAACGUGGAAUCCUGUCGUAUCAAUGUGAUUUUCAGUGACUUCCAGCUGGCAAAAACUUCAACCAUGGAAUUCUACGAUUGGAAUGGGCAACGAUUGAGCGCCGUAUCUGGAUCCAGUUUUAGACCUCCGGUAGUUCAGAGCAGUGGACCGUCUAUGAUUGUAAGAUUUUACGCGAACGGUGGGUCUGGGUUGGGUUAUCGAGCGAAGGUUGCCUUCCUAUCGAUGGAAGGUGCGGCAAAUCCUUCAAUGAUGCCGGAUACGGGUUGCGGGGGUAUGGUGGAAAAUAUUGGAGGUGCAAUCACGAUGAUGAAAAUGGUCCCCGGUGAAAAUGACAGUCGAAUAUACGACUGUAUUUGGUUGUUGAAGCCUCCCAAUACGUAUGCUCAUCUGAAGACUCAUCUUUCGCUGAAAAUUGAUACCUUUGGACAGAUGGGCGCGAAUUCGAUGCUAACAAUCAUUCAAGGGGUGACUUCUGAUAAUAGUAUUUUGGACAUCGUAAGACCGAACGGAGGAAAAUCGGUGAAAAACUACGUUGUGCCCCUAACUGCAGGAUUCUAUGUCCAUCUGAGAGCUACAUUUGGGAUGCAGUCCAAAAUGGCGUUGGUCUACACGGCUUACAGUUAUUUAGACUGCUUCAUGGGUUCGGAAUUUCUCUGCAAAAAUCGAAAAUGCAUCCCUACGCAGCUGCGCUGCGAUGGUUUCGAUCAUUGCGGAGACGGUAGUGACGAACCAGAAAGCUGUGAAGGACAAUGGGAAACCGAUCUAGUCGAUCGUCGAUGGUACUCUCAUACCCCAAACUAUUACUUCCCAAAAAUCGAUCGUUAUCCAGAUUUGCGUACCGCCACUAUUAUCUUCAUAGCAAGUUCAUUGGGGCUUAUAUCCCUUAUUUCGGCUCUGAUAAUACUACUGUAUCGAAGCGGAAAUCGGGCCCGGCAACAGAGGGAACUCCAAAGUCAACUUCAAACGAUAAGUGAACUUUUGGUUACUAUUACUCAAGCAGAUAACAACAGCACUCGUGGAGCUGAUGAGGUUGAUGAACCCCCGAUCUACGAGGCACCGCCAGACUAUGACGAAAUUAUCAAGGUUGGAAUGGACGAUGACAUUAAACCCAAACGUAGAAGACAUUCAUCUUCGGCUUCCGGUCGAAGAAGCCGAAUGCGCCGAUCCCGAAGACCUAGCAACACAUCUGAAAGCAACAACCCAAUUCUUGAGGUUCAACUUCCACCGGAACUUAACGAUGGCCCUUCUACCAGCAGCGGAAACAUGUUACAGGUUCCAUACCAGGAAAUAAACAACAACCAGCUUUCCGACCAGGAAGAGGACGACGGCCCAAAUGACACACCUUGGCCUCAGCCAGAUUCGAAUUUCUUCCUCGGAACCAGUACCUUGGAAACUCCAGCGACGAUUGCGGCGAACCCGGCCAUCAUCGUUGGCGUACACCACCAGACGGCAGCAGCAGCAGCAACAGCGGCGGUCCCGAAAAUCUCGUCUGCUAGCGGGCCCAGUCCUCCGCCAACGUACGACGAUUCGCAGUACUACAACCGGCAGAGCAUCAUUGCUGCCGAGAACAAUCAGUCCAUCUCAACAUCUGCUCCCAGCGAUUUAUCGCGAGCCGGCUAUACCGAGGACACAUCCUAUGCCGCAUUAUCUCUGAAUGACAUACCGGUCCAAUCCGCCGGCGAACUUGUAGCUCCUCAAUCAGUUCCAAUUGUUCCAGCUACUUCCGAUCUUCAGCUAGUCAGUCGUCCCAGAGCCCCCGAACCUGGUUCUAGUUCCGGGGAAAGAUCACACAUUUGGAGCGAGACCAGUCGAAAUGAACGCUCGUGGAUGGCAUUCAGUGGAGAGGAUCUACAGCAGCAGAGCUCCCAAAUUCGACCCCGUCCAAGUUCCAGUUCUGCUAGCCAGCUUCAAGCUGCAGCUGCUCCCGGAUAUUGUUUGCAGCAAUCGUUCGAUUCCGUAGAUUUGACUCAAAUCCACGAAAUCGAUGCCUACCUUCUGGCGUACGGUUGCAUCUCCCAGGAAGAUUUGAGAUCAUCAAAAAGUAACAGCAACGAAAACUGCUCAAACAGUACCAGUAGGAGUCAUCUUCCGUCAGUUUGUUCAUUCGUGAGAAAUUCUCAAGCUGGCUCCUCUGCGGGCUCUAAUCCGGGAUUGGAAAGGGCCAAUUUUCUCUUACGUAACUGUCCCCGAUGUAGAGAAUCUUUGAACGGACAUGGAUCACAGUGCCUUAAUUGUUAUCCAAGUAGAACAGCAGCUUCCCUUGCCAACAAUUGUUCCGUUUGUGGCGGAAGAAUUUCCUUUCCCGAGGGCCUUAACUUUUCAACCAGAUCAGUAGCCUCAAACGGAAGUGAGUGUCAGCAAAAUGUGCCCGGAAAGUUGUGUAAUUGUUUCCCCAAAUUCCCAUCCCAAAACAAUUUGGUUCGGGCAGGAUCUGCUAACGUUAUUAGCACCCCUAGACCGAUGUCGGUUGACCAGAUUGAGGGAGCAGCCGGCGGACGGAGAAGUGUUGCCAAUCUUAUAAGUAAUUGUGAAGCUCUCUUUAACUCCCAUAUCGGCAUCCCUGGCUCGGAACGCCGAUCUUAGUCAAUAAUCCUCAACCUGUGUUUAUGUGUGAGUAAUUAUAUUUAAAUGAUUUAAUCUAGUUUAAUUUAAGUUUAAUGGAGUUCGGAUACUGAAUAAAAACAAAUAUAAAACAAAUGCUUC
Molecule: messenger RNA, 3566 nt
Organism: Uranotaenia lowii
Lineage: Eukaryota; Metazoa; Arthropoda; Insecta; Diptera; Culicidae
Gene: Culd
Exons: 9
Coding region: 216-3446 (1076 amino acids)
Cellular component (GO): plasma membrane
Molecular function (GO): protein binding
Source: RefSeq, a predicted model, not a curated record